AAGUUUGUGGAUAUUUCUCCUAUUGAAUAAAAACAUAUAAAUGUAGGCGAUUACGUUCAACAAGAUACAAAGACAGAAAAAAAAAGAAGAAGAGACUAUUUAUUCAAGUAACGACCCAGUUGAAUUAUGUACAGAUGACAAUUUGUAUUUCGCAACAAUAUGAAUAGUAACAAUGAUAAUAAUCAUAAUUAUGUAAACUGGAUAUUUCGAAGGUUAUGUAUUUCGAAGUACUUUUAUUUUUAAACUUUCACUGUGGACAAUCAUUCAAAAAAAAUAUGAAAUUAGAUCAUUGAUUGUAAUUUUUAAUAGUUUCAAUAAUUCUUACUUCUUUUUUUCCUUCUUCAAACAUUCAACAAUUUCGAAUAGAACAAAACAAAUUAAUUAAUUUGUCAUUAUAAUUAUUAUUACGAUUGUUGGCAAUGGUUAUAUAAUUGUUUACAGGAUAUAAUUGGACAAAUAUUAAUUUUACCCUCGUCUUAACAAAGUAACAACAUGACAUAUGUAGAGAAAAGAUUAAUUCUACGUAAUGGACCACCGUGGGGAUUUCGACUUUAUGAAGAUUUUAUGGAAGGGUUAAUUGUUGCUAAGAUAAGGCAUCGUAGUCCUUCCGAACAAGCAGGAUUACGUGAAGGUGAUCAUGUAUUGGCAAUUAAUGGUGUAGAUGCAUUGGAUAUGUCACAUGCGCAAGCUGUACAAAUCAUUGAUUUUGCAUCCUAUACAUUAGAAAUAAUAGUAGGAAGAUAUGAACGACAUAAAAAUUCUGAAACAGUCUAUAUGGAUAACAAAACUUUAUUGUCUAAACAAAAACCGCAAGAGAUCACCACAACUGAAUUACAGUUAUUCUGGGAGAAAGAUAUGCCACUGAAACCAGCUCGUCGAAAUUGGCCACCUCCGCCGAAACCUGUACAAGAGUACAACAUUCCACCUCAGCCAACAUCAGUACAAUCUAAACGUCCGCCAUUAGUACAAUCUCAUUCAGUUUCAAUACAUGUACCUGCACAAAAACCUGUGGCUAUUCCAACACCACCUCAAGUACAAACAGUACAUAUACCACCUCCAGUACGACAACCAUCAAUUGAUCCACCUAUUAUACCUCAUGAUCCAGAUGUUACAAGUGUUUCUGUGAAACAAUUAAUGCGAGAAUUUGAUGUGCCACCGAUUGCACCAGAGCUUAAAAAAAAGAAUUACGCUGAUUCAUCAUUUUAUUCUGAUCCAACAAAAUAUUAUCCAACAAUUGAAGAACAGAUUGAAAUGGCAAGGAGAGUUGCGAAUAGUUUACAUGAUCCAUAUAACUUUGAGUCAAAAGGUGCAUGUAUGUUUGAAAAACAAAGGCAACGAGCAGAAAAACAUGUGAAAGAAGGUCCAGAACCUCAACCAGAUCCUAUUGAGUUGGCAAGUCCUGAAGAGUUGGAAUAUAUGUCACCUCCUGAAGCACCUCCACCCCCGCCUCCACCACCACCAAGUUUUCCUGGACUUCAACCAACUAAGAAGCCAGUGGUUCCUCCACCCCCACCUAUGACAUUUGCACCAGGUCAGCCUAAAACAGUACAAGAAUUUUUAGAGAAAAUUAAAAUAUUCCCUAAAAAUUUGCACACAGAUUUAGAUCCACAAAAAUGUUUCGAUAUUGCUACAGCUUUAUAUACAUCGGAUAGUCGUGGUGCUAAAAUGUUUGCUAAACGUCAUGCUAGAGCAGUAAAAUGGGAUGCCCAAAAUCCAGAAGAUGGUGAUGAGUCAGGGAAUAGGAUGAAUGUAACAGUAGCAUCUGGUCCUGGACCAACUGUACGUAGUCAUGACCAAUUAAAAGUGCUUUCGAAACUUCCACAAUCAAAAACACAACAACAACUUCAAAUGAAGCAGAGACAACAGCAAGCUCCUGUAAAGCAAAAUAAUAAUAAUAGUAAUAAUAAUAAUAAUAAUAAUAGUAAUAAUGGAGAGUUGGACGCAUAUAGAAAGUCAUCAAUUUCAUUAGCUACGAACAGUUCGGUAACUACACCGACACCUUUGGACAAUUUGAUUGGUCCUACACCAAAGCCAUUUAUACCAAUGAGUUCAAACAACAAUACACCCUUUGGACAAAUGAAUAACAAUAAUAUUACUAAUGUUAGUAGUAAUAAUAAUAAUAGUAAUACGAUCGAAGCAAAUCGUCUAAAUAAUCCAAGUGAAUCUGGUUGGCGACCAGUAAAAUUUCGAAUUGGACAAACUGCAAAUUAAAUUAAUUGUUUGUUUUUGUUUUUGUCAAAAAAUCAAGUUUACAGGGAAUAGAGUUAUUUUAUGCAACAUUUUGUCAUUUCUAUAUACACAGAUAGAUAGACUUAAUAAUAAUUUGCUACGUGGUUAUCAUUAAUGCUUACAUUACUAUUAUCAAUAUACAACGAUAUUAGUACCGUAAUAAUAACUAUGCAUUGUUAGUUUUCUGUUGAUGUCUUGCAUAUUUUUUAGCCAAAAUAACCUGUUCAUCGUUUUAUCCAUACCCUAAUGAGUAUUUAUGAGAUAUGUAUAACACAUCUAUUCUCUGUUGUGUAACAUGUGUGUGAAUAUGUAUCUCUAUGUCCUAUUUAUUCAUUAACGUUUUUCAUUUGGACUUAAAGAUAAACCAUAACCUUUUUGUAUCGUACACAAUCAUUAUUACCUUGAAGUCAGUCAGUAUAAUUUACAUUUAUGCUAUAAAAAGAUUGACAUAAAUGUACAGAACACAAUCCUUAAAAGUUUUGAAUAUAAUUUUUAAAAAAAACCCAAUGAAUUAAAUUAUAAGAUAGCAAGAAGUAUUGAAACAUGAAAUAUACAUUAUGAACUAUCGGCUAAAAGCUCAAUCUUUUAGAAUAUAUUUAUUCGACUAUAUUUAACCUAUUACACAUUAGGGAAUAUAGGAGCAUUUCGUAUUUUCAGUUAAACUAAUCAACUCAAUGUUCAACAGAUUGGGUAAAACAUAGAAUAAAUGAAAAACUGUCAGAAGGUAUAUAUAACAGCUAUCCUUUAAUCUAUAACCGGCUGCAAUAAGUAUUAUCCUUGCUUAGUUUAUUUCCUCCACUUAUUUUCAGCUGCUUAUCUACCCAGCCCAUAUACUUACACAAAUAACUACUUGCUCAUACUACCUACUACUCUCUCUCAUUCUUUCUUCAUAUUUUCUUACUUAUCUGUCAUAUUCUUCACUUUUGACAGAGUUUAAUACCCUAUAAUCUAAUCUUGUUAUAUUAUUGAGUAUUUUGACUGUUUUGUUAGAAUGUAUAACAAUUGAUUUGAGUUAAUAAUCUUAUUAAAAGUUUUAUUUCAUUUCUACGCUACUCAUUUCAGUAUUUGGUAUUCCUGUAAUUUGAAUACAAAGAUUUUUAAACAAGAGAAUAGAUAAUACCCAGCU
This is a messenger RNA of Schistosoma intercalatum, 3355 nucleotides long. NCBI's taxonomy places the organism in Eukaryota, Metazoa, Platyhelminthes, Trematoda, Strigeidida, Schistosomatidae. The record is from the annotation of a GenBank genome assembly.